Lolium rigidum is the source of this 801-nucleotide messenger RNA. RefSeq lists its product as uncharacterized. Gene Ontology annotation, cellular component: CCAAT-binding factor complex. The record is from RefSeq and is a predicted model, not a curated record. NCBI's taxonomy places the organism in Eukaryota, Viridiplantae, Streptophyta, Magnoliopsida, Poales, Poaceae. Gene Ontology annotation, molecular function: DNA-binding transcription factor activity, RNA polymerase II-specific; RNA polymerase II cis-regulatory region sequence-specific DNA binding. The transcript is spliced from 5 exons. Gene Ontology annotation, biological process: regulation of transcription by RNA polymerase II. The annotation marks the transcript as partial.
CUUUUUCUCUCUCUCUGUGCUCUUCUAGUUGUCCUCAUCCACCCCAUCAGGAGCUGGACUGCUGGAAUCAGGCUGUUAGGUGAUUAAUCACAUCCAUCCUAGAGAACAUCGCACUGCGGUGGUGGUUGCUGCCGGGCCGGCGCAGUGAUGAGCUUCAGGAACCACCAAGACGGAUUUGGGCCCCAGCUCGCCGCUGCGGGCCACGCCUCCAGUGGAGCGCAGCCGCUGCCGUGGUGGGUCGGGCACCAGUUGCUGUACGGCGAGGCAAUGGGGCAGGGGAGGCCGGCGUCGCCGGAGGAUGCGUGCCGGGACGGCCAGUUCCAGGUUGUGCCGAGGGCCCAGGCGCUGCUGGACGCGGCUCCGGUGCUGCCGCCGCAACAGCAGCUGAUGAGCGAGAGGGGCAUCCCUGAAGUGAUGAAGUUCUCCAUGGCUCAUGGUAAGGGAGUAAAAGGUUCUGAGCACACUGCCACUAUCGCUCUGCAGUCUCCAUUCGUGGAAUAUAGUGAUCGUUUUGAGUUGGGCCUUGGCCAAACUAUGGUUUCCUCCAAUUAUCCUUACGCUGAUCAUAACUAUGGUGUACUUGCUCCUUUUGGAAUGAGAUCAACGGUAAUGCAUACUGGCAGUAUGCUAAUACCACUGAAUAUGCCAGCUGAUGCACCAAUUUAUGUGAAUGCAAAGCAAUAUGAAGGCAUCCUCCGCCGCCGUCGUGCUCGCGCCAAGGCAGAGAAGCAGAAUAGGCUGAUCAAAUCAAGAAAGGUAUGUCUCAUUGCAGAGUCACCAAAGAGAGGCAAGGAAACAGAG